This is a messenger RNA of Xiphias gladius (swordfish), 4592 nucleotides long. Its product is annotated as endothelin-3. Gene Ontology annotation, cellular component: extracellular region. Lineage: Eukaryota; Metazoa; Chordata; Actinopteri; Istiophoriformes; Xiphiidae. Bases 130 to 660 code for a protein of 176 amino acids. Gene Ontology annotation, molecular function: hormone activity; endothelin B receptor binding. Gene Ontology annotation, biological process: regulation of vasoconstriction; intracellular calcium ion homeostasis; vein smooth muscle contraction. The record is from RefSeq and is a predicted model, not a curated record. The transcript is spliced from 4 exons.
CUCACGGACAAGCGAACCAGCGGCCGCCUCGGACUUGCUGGAGGUCUAAACCCUCCCGCCUGCACAUUUCACUUGAUUCGCUCAUUGAUUUUUUUUUUUAAUUGAUUCAUUUCUGAUACUUCAUGUGUGAUGGCUAAUGUGUCAGCGGUUGAUGCGGGAGUUUUGUUUCUUAUCCUGGUGACAACAUCUCUGGCAAACGGUUCUUCAUCUGGCGAAGAUGUGAGCCGGAGGAGGGAGGUGGAAGUGGUCAAGCCGAGCACGCUCCUACCCCGUGGCGUGGACGACCGCGCCGGUGUUGCUCCUCGCGGUGAGGUGAAGCUCUGCUCGGCCUGUGACCCGCCAGGGGCCGGAAGGCGUGCAAAGAGAUGCACGUGUUACACUUACAAAGACAAAGAGUGUGUGUAUUACUGCCACCUGGACAUCAUCUGGAUCAACACACCAGAACAUACAGUACCGUAUGAUAUGUCCAGUUACCAGGGUUCCCUGCGUAUCAGGCGCUCCGCCGGGACUGAGCGGCGGAGAAGGGGGAAGGAGGCCCAGCGCUGUGUGUGUAAACUGCAGACUGACUCUGACUGCAGCAGCUUCUGCAUGGACAGGGAGAAGAGGCCAAUCCUAGCAGCGCUUAAAAUAGACAAGGGGACAGCAACUGUAAUGAAAUGAACUAAAAUGGACCAGGUCACUAUCUGAAAGGUGGACAUACAUUGUCUUCACAUAAGGCAUCCCCUUACCUGGAAAAGUAGUUUAUAAAUCUACGUUUCUGUAGAUGGACAGAUGUUUGUAGUGUGCUCAGCGCCUUGUCAUCAGACUGACAUAAAGGGCACGGAUUGGAUGAAUAACCACAAAACGUUUUGCACAAAAACUGAAAGUGAGGGGUACCAGCAAACACGGACUGCGUGCCCCCCAAACUCUCUCUGCUUUUGUCUGUUCGGAAGGUGUGGACAAUGUUUUUCACCAUGCUGUGAAAAAACAACUGAGGAUGGUUUACGUGGCCAGUUUGUGGCGAACAUGAAAGACUUUGGAAGGACAUGUUGCUCUCGGUUCCAUGCCGUGUGAUGUGGAGGCCACUUUAAGAGCUGCUGCCAUCCGACUCCACCAACUCAAAUCAUACUGUUAAAACCUCACCACAAAAAACUCAUCACAUAACCCUGUUUUCUCCGUAGGGACAACAUUUAACCUGCCCCUCUGCAUCAGCAUGCGGUCAGAGCCAGUAACUCAGCAUUACUUUUAAAAAUUCACAAUUUUUCAGUCACUGAAACAUCCAUUAUUUUGGUGAUUAUGUUCCUCCCUUAUGAAUGGAGUUAGUUUCAUUAGUAACACUUGAAAGCACACAGAUCUCUUCAGUGAAUUAGUGUACUUUUCCAUGAGAUUUUUGGAGAACAAAAAUAAGCAAAACUCAUUUUAUAGUAUUUACUUUAUUAAGCUGAAUGCAUGCAAGUCUUGUGUAUAUGAAAUGUGUUUCAGUAUAUAUAGGCUUAAAUUAUAUUUUUGUACAAUACCUAUAUGUACAAUGCAGGUAUAUACCCUGUGGUAAAGAACCUAGUCAAGUAAAAAAUAACAGUGAACCGUACAGUAAAAGCCUGGUACAUCUUAUUUAUCUUCAGUCUUUUAAUAACUGGGCCACCAAAUAAUUCCUCAAUCAACCAACCAUCUGCACAAGAAAGACGGUAAAAAUGACAGCUGUAACUAGUGGUUUGCUGGAAGUCAGGCAUCGCUCUCUACUGAAGACUUCCCCAGUAAAGUGCUACUCGUAAUUCAGUUUCAGUCUCUGACUAAAGGGAAAAAAUGGAUUCCUUGCUACAUAAUAGAAAGAUUCUGCUGCACAUUUGGCUUUAUUUAAGCAUAUUUAAAAUUUAUCAGCUCACCUUUACAUUCCUGCUUAUUUCAUAUCAGGAGACACUGAAUUAGGCUAGCUAUAGUCUAUAUUUUUCCUGACUGAUGCCAGUGUGUCAUACCAACAGCUUAUUGUAGAAUGUAUUUGCUCAAGCCCAUAAGGCAGAUUUAUACCACUACAUUUAAUAUUAAUGCCACUGGUGUUACCAGAAAAGUGUAUCAUAUUGAUCCAUGCUGGACAGUAUUCCUAGGAAUUCAUAUUCAGUGAUUAUAUAGUGCAUGAUUUUGGGUCUAUGGCAUUGUUCAGCGCCAAUGCAGGAAGUGGUGUGCCCUUUAUGAAGCGAGGCAGAAAGGAAGAGGUGGUGGGGGAAUGUUGAACACAUCCGACUUUCCUUCACAAGACCGAAGAAGAGUUUGUGUCUUGUCCCAAUAAAAAGUUGAAUGCUCACUUUUUUUCCCUAAACAAAAGAGAACUUGGGGUGUAGAGGUUAGAGUGGUAAAUGGGUGUUUAAGCACAUCUGACUUUCUUUGAUGGAAACUCGAGUUUGUGUCCUGUCACAAUCCAACCUAAUGUUUGUUUUCUAACCAUAACAACAAUCUUCUCCUAACCUUAACCAAGUGUUUGGUUACCCAACCUUAAUCAUGAUGAAUUUACCAUAACGACAAUCUUUGCCAGAGCUGUUGUCCUUCUCUCAUGUCCAUCAAAAAUAAACAUCCAUAAAUCCGCUUAGAAAUAAUAGAAAAACAACACUUAGAAAAAUGCCUGAGCUAUCCUCAUAUAAUUAAGUUUUCUUCCUUCUUUUAAGCUGACGAGAAAAAAGAAAAAGAAGCCCUUCCGGUGGAAAAAACUCAGAGGUCCACUUUAAAAUACACAUGCAUCUGUUGCUCCAGACAGGAUUUCAAUUACAGGAGGACCAGCAUGUUUGCCAAAAAACAAGUACUGUAACAACAGCCAACUGGCUCAAUUUCGGAUCAAUAAGAGCUUGUAAAGUGAUGGUCACAGAUAACUUUAAAGUUUGCAGUUUUAAAUCAACCUUUGUAAACCUGUAAAUAUGAGAAAUGACAUUCAGAUUUGUACAUAAAUUGAAAAGAUUUGUGUAGAAAAAAAAAUAGACUGAAUAAAAUCUGAACAAAUGAUAUCAGUGGUGAGGUUACAGAAAGUAACUGUUAAAAAAGAAGCAAUUUCCUGAAUAUCUGUGGAUACAAAGCAGAAAAUCUUGUAUCUAUACAAAGCAAGCUCUCUGCAACCCAAGUGGGUUUAAUUAUAUCUGGUGAUGCUGUAGAAAAAAAUUAAUAUGAAAAUUAAUAUGCUGUGUAUGUAUGCAAAUCCACCUGGGUCCCAGAAGAGCCUCCUCCGUCAUCCAUCUUUAAAAUCUACUACAAAACCAUCCAAGUAUUACCAGCUGCAGCUGCAAGUGAAGGAUGGACGUGAAGGAAGUUGAACUUCCAAAUAUGUUUAGGUUUAGGGUUUGGGUAUGGUUUGGACUCUCCUUCGCUGUUAGCAAAUGCCUGCUGCAAACAAUAAUGGACGUGGUUUGCAGGGAGCGUGGUUAGUUGGGUCUGCAAGGCUGCAGCUGGACCCCUCUCGCACAAUCUGCUCUCCGACUGGACUCUGUUUUGUGACUGAUUGUCAUUGUCAAAUCAGAUUCAGGGGUUGAGACAGGGUCAAAAUUCAUACGUGCAACAUCAGCGUUUUACAUGCAGUUUUCUGCUCUGUAUCUGUACACAGAUACAUUCCUUGUUCUGAAGAAAUAGUGUAAUUCUGAUGUGAAAUGUUGAAAUGUAGUCACAUCUACAGCCAAAUUCCCAGCAUCUUUCUUUCCCUGAAGCCAUUACAGACUAGAUCCCACUCACCACCUUAUUUAAAUCCUGAGGUAAAGACAGUUAAGACUGUGCUCAGAUGGCCACGCUUCAGAUAUGUGUCAAGAUUCUUUUGUGGGGAUUUUUGAGGUCACUCAGCCCUGUAAACAGAUCUGGGUCACACAGGCUGCAGUGGAGCCUUUGUCACACAGAUAUUAUACUGUGCAAAUAACUGGACGUUACAAAAUUUUACAGGCAUCUGCAAUAAGUUUUGCUGUGUGAAUUAACCUCCCAUACCUUCCUCUUUUCCUCUGAUGUAUAUUUACUCUCAAAGGCUGACUAGUUUCCUUACCCAGUAAUGAAUGAAAAAUAUAAAAAGAACAAUUUUAAAAGUUUAAACUCUUGAGUAAGAGAUAGGAAAGAAGAAAUUUGAUCAAAUUCAACUGGAUAUUUCUUUUUCAUUUUUGCUGGUCCAACACAUUUUGUUCCAAUAAUCGUAUAAUCCUCAAUAAUGUACCUAUUCCUUUGACAGUAUCCAACUUUCCGAACUAGCUCUGAAUACAUUAAUUUCAUGAAACGAUAAACUUUUUAGGACAACUGUGAGCAGGUUUUUCCACUGGGAGGAUUUUAGGAAUUUUUGGCCUAGACCCAGCCCUAUCAUGCAUGGGACUAUAAAUACCAGACCAGAGACCUACUCGAAAUACAUAAAUAGUCACUGCACAUGUUGGGCUUGGAUUCAUAAUUUAAUCAUGUCCACAUUUAAACAAGUCAUGGCCUUACCCUGUUACCUUUCUUUUGGGACUUUUAGUAAAAACAUUACCAAAUGCCUGGUAAAAAAGUCAGAAAUAGUCAAUUUUAUUACAGUAACAUUUGGCUUUUCACAGCUUGCAUGUUUACCCUAAUUCUUAUUUUAUUAAGAAUUAGGGGAAUUAUUAUUUUAGCUUGCUUUCUAAAAAAAAAUG